This is a messenger RNA of Galeopterus variegatus (Sunda flying lemur), 11320 nucleotides long. RefSeq names its product cardiomyopathy associated 5 (gene CMYA5). The record is from RefSeq and is a predicted model, not a curated record. The annotation marks the transcript as partial. The transcript is spliced from 10 exons. Lineage: Eukaryota; Metazoa; Chordata; Mammalia; Dermoptera; Cynocephalidae. Gene Ontology annotation, molecular function: protein binding.
AGGGAGAACACCAGGCGCGGCGAGGGCGGCUCCGGCUCCGGCCCGGGAGAGGCGCGAUGGCGAGCGGCGACAGCAACCACGCCGCCGAGAGCUUCCUCGGCUCCGACGGGGACGAGGACGCUGUCCGGGGCCUGGAGACCGACGAGGAGUCGGAGGGCGAGGAGGACGAGACGGCGGCGGAGUCGGAGGAGGAGCCGGACGCCAGGUUAUCAGACCAUGAUGAAGAGGGCAAGACCAAGCAGGAGUGUAUCAUUUCUGACCCCUCCUUUUCCAUGGUGACAGUUCAACGGGAAGAUAGUGGAAUAACUUGGGAGAGAAGUUCAAGCAGAUCCUCCACUCCUUGGGCCUCAGAAGAAAGUCAGACUUCUGGUGUGUGUAGUCUGGAAGGGUCAACUGUGAAUUCUCCUCCAGGAAAUGUUUCCUUUAUUGUGGAUGAAGUUAAAAAAGUUCGGAAAAGAAAUCAUAAGUCAAAGCAUGGUUCACCAUCAUUGCGUCGGAAAGGCCACAAAAAAAGAAAUUCUCUUGAAUCCCAAGAUAUUCCAGCAAACAAAAAAGACAGUCCUUUAAUUUCAGAAAGCCAGGUACUAAACACCAAGAAAGAAAAGGCAUCUCCUGGCAUUUAUGAUAAAACAAGAAAAAAGAAGACUGCCUCAAAUACACCUCUUAUAACUGGGGCAAUAUACAAAGAACACAAGCCAUUAGUGUUAAGGCCAGUUUACAUAGGAACAGUACAGUAUAAAAUUAAGAUGUUUAAUUCGGUUAAAGAAGAAUUAAUUCCUCUACAAUUUUAUGGAACGUUGCCAAAGGGUUAUGUAAUUAAAGAAAUACAUUAUAGGAAAGGGAAAGAUGCAUCCAUUAGUUUAGAGCCUGAUUUGGGCAAUCGUGAUUCUAACAUAGUUUGCAAAACAGGCAACUUAGUAGCCCCAAGCAUAGAAGUUAAUAAAGAAAAAGAGCUUGCUUCAUCCUGGAGAGGUGCACUCUCCAAAGGAUCAAAGUCCCUGAUCUCAUUAUUCAGUCAUGAAGAUCAAAAGAAAAUUCACAUUGAUUCCCCCCUAACUGCCACAUCUGCAACCAAGCGCACAGCUUCCUCUUAUUCAAGUAAUGACUCAGCCAAACAAGAAGUACAGCUCAGGCCUCCACAGUCAGGGCCACAAGAGCCAGACAAUGAAGCAAGAACCCCUGAAAUGGAGCCUUCCUCCCUCAUGCCCGACACAUCUGCAACUGUGUUCCUGGAAACUGCAAAGGAAGACUUUGAGCCCGAUUCACAAGGAACCAUAACUUCAGAGAAUGACUAUUCAAUUUCAUUAUCUUUCGUUAAUGAAGGAAAGAAGGAAGACAUGUAUUCUGCUGACCAUUCCAUUUCAUUGGAGGCAGAGAAGGAUGCUCUGGAGACAGCUUCACCAGGUCUGGCAGCAUCUAUCCAGGAAGGUUUUGGUCCAGACCAAGAACAGCUGGACCUGACGUCACUAGAAAAGGCAGAACCAGUCUCUGAACAACUGACCCCUCCUCAUCCCAUUGUCAAAGGAGAGAAGGAAGAAAACGUACCUGAGCCAUCCAUUUCUCUUUCUGAACCUGAAGUGUUAGAAGAACCAGAGAAAGAAGAAGUAGAAACUUCCCUGCCGAUAGCUGCUACCCCAGAACUUGAAGAUUCUAAUUUAGUAGAAGAGAUCAUAGAACUUGAUUACCCAGAAAGUCCACUAGUUUCCAAAAAGCUCUUCCCACCACAUGUGUCCCCCGAAGUCGAGCACAAAGAAGAGGAGCCCAGUCUACCAUUACUGACAAUGACUAAACAAGUCGCUGUGCCUGAGGAAGAAGGAGAGGAAAAUGAGUCUGUUUCUACUGAUUCUGCUUUUGUAUCAGAGUAUUCAGUCCCACAGGAUUUGAACUAUGAACUGGAGAAAAGAGAAGCUGAGCUAGUUUCUCCAUCCAAUGUAAAAGCUACAUCUGAACAUGCAGUUUUGUCAGCAGAAGAGAAUGAGGAGUUUGAGCCUUAUUCUCCAGCCGCGGCCUCUGCGCCUGAACGCUCUCUCUCACCAUCCGCAGCUGAGGGGACUUCUGAGUGCCAGUCCCCACUGUCUUCACCAGUUAAAUCAGAACACAUGGUCCUGUCGGGAGAUGAGGCCUCAGAAAGUGGGUGUUACACACCAGAUUCCACAUCUGCUUCUGAAUAUUCAAUUUCAUCAUAUGCAACAAGAGAGUCAUUGAAGAAAACAAUUGACCGUAAGUCCGCAUUAAAAUCAAAAGGGGGUUCAGAGCACAUGAUUCCAGAAGAAGAAAAGAAAGACGCUGGAUUGUAUUCCCCAGCUGUGGCCUCUGCAUCUGAACGCUCUCUCUCACCAUCCACAGCUGAGAAGACGUCUGAGUGCCAGUCACUGCUGCCUUCUACUGCUACAUCAGAACCCGUGGUCCUAUCAGAAGGAGACGACCUGGGAAGUGAGCAUGUCACACCCGAUUCAAACUUGACUUCCAAACAUGCAGUUCCACCAAAUGCAACACAGGAAUCCCCAAAGAAAAUAAGUGAUGAUGUGUUGUCCCAAUUCAAAUCAAAAGCUAUUUCUGAGGACAUAAUUCUGUCAGAAGAAGAGAAGGAAGACACUGGAUUGUAUUCCCCAGAUGUGGCCUCUGUGUCUGUACACUCUUUUCCACCAUACUCAACUGAGGUGACUUGUGAAUGGCAGGUCCCAACACUUUCGGCUACCCCAUCUGAAUGUGCAGUCCUAUCAGAAGAAGAGACAGUACAAAUGGAGCGGUACACACCCUCUUCCACGUCUGCGUCUGAAUUUUCGGCACCACCAUAUGCAACACCAGAGUCACAGGAGGAAGAAACUAUCCACAGGUCGCCUCUAAAUCUAAAACGUGCCUCCUCACCCAUGAAUUUUUCAGAAGAAGGACAAGAAGACAUGGGACCUUUUUCUCCAGAUUCUGCAUUUGUGUCAGAAUUCUCAUUUUCACCCUAUGUAACUCAGGAAGCACAGAAAAGAGAAUUUGAGUGUGAUUCUCCAAUAUGUUUAACAUCACCAUCUGAACAUACUAUUUUGUCAGAUGAAGACACUGAAGAAGCUGAACUUUUUUCUCCUGACUCAGCAUCACAAGUUUCAAUCCCCCUGUACGAAAUUCCAGAAACAGAGAAACGUGAAAUUGAGCCUGAUUCGAUAUUAACUGCAAUGUCUGCUUCAGGAUAUUCCUGCUUUUCAGAAGCAGAUGAGGAAGAAAUUGGACCAACAGCUUCUACACCUGUACCUGAGUAUUUUGAUUCAUCACAGAAGCAAAAAGCUGAACCAUUCCCUUUGGUAUCUGCACCUGAAGACUUGAGUGUGCCACUUUCAACAAAUAAAGUAGAGAAAGCAGAAAUUAAGCCAGAUGCUCAAACAACCUCAGUAUCCGUAUCUGAAUAUCUCAUUCUGGCACAGAAGCAGAAAUCUCAAGCAUCCUUCGAACCUGAGUCUGAAGACUUGAUUCCACCAUAUUUAACAAGUGAAUUGGAGAAAGGAGAAAUUAAAACUAGUUCAUCAGUAGUUGCAACACCUUCUUCUUUACCUGUUUUGCCUGCAUCUCAGUAUUCAGUUUCACCUGAUUCAGUCUAUGCAAUUAAGAAAGAACAGGAACCCAAAGCUACACUCAUUGUAAAAGCUGCAAAUAAACAGAUGGCUUUGUCAAAAGUCAGAAAAGAAGAAGCUGUACCUGAUUCUCAAGAAGCUAUAGCACAUGAAACACAGGAUCAAAAAAUGGAGCCUCAGCCUCCAAAUGUUCCAGGGUCUGGGAUGAAAUAUGACAUGACAGAUGAGUCAAAGAAGGAUGUCAAACCCAAUUUAGCUCCAACUGGGACUUCUGAACUAGAGCAGAGAAUGUUGUCAAAGAAUGAUCCUGAAGUAAUAAAACUGUAUUCACCUCUAAAGGAAACAUCUUUAUCUGGACCUGAGGUUUUACCAGCAGUGAAAAUGGAAGUGAAACAUGAUUCUAAAAUAAGAAGUACACCUACAGUGUUUCAUUCACCUUCAUCAGGAUUGGAAAUGGAAGUUGAGCAUGGUCCACCUGCACCAGCAUUUCCAGCUUUUUCAGAAGAAAUGAAGAAAGAAAUUGAACCCAGUUCUUCAGCAACCACAACAGCUGUAACUAAGCUUGAUUCAAACUUAACCAAGAAAGAAGAAAUCCCAACAGAUUCAUCUCUUGUCACCCCUGUAGAACGUCCAGUCUUAACAAAAGUAAGAAAGGGUGAAUUAGGAAAUGGCUUGCCACCACCAGAAACAUCUAUAGAUGAGCAUUUAGUUCUUAAAGAAGAAGAAAGGGUAGCAGUUAAAGGUGCUUCUCCCAUUGAAACUCCUUCAUCCAAACACCUAGCUUGGUCAGAAGCAGAGAAGGAAAUUGAAUUUGAUUCACCUCCAAGUGCACCCUCCCUAUCAGAGCAUUCUAUUUUGUCAGAGGUGGAAACCAAAGAAGUUAAACCUGGACUGCUGAUAACCAAACCUUCAUCUUUGCAUUCAGAUGUAUCUGAGGGAGCAAGGGUAGAAGAGGAAUGUGGUUUUUCAUUUUCUACCAUCUUCGACCCCGAACAUUUGAUUUUAACACAGAAAAAGAACGUGGUUUCCACCUCAGAGCUAUUAGAGCCUGAAGAUGUGCUUUCGCUCAACCUAGGUGGUGAGAUAAAGAAAGAAGAAACUGAACUUCCUACAUCACAAAAUGUGCCACCUCCACCCAAACAUAUAGUUCCAAAAGGCAAAUAUGAGGAAGUAGCAAAUUCUUCUCUCAAAUUGGAAAAUUUACCAUCAAAAGAUUUAGCCCCCACAUUAUUGAUCCUCAGUGACAAUAAAAACAGACAGGCAAUGGAGACAUCUUCUACAGCUCAGGGAGAUUUCCUGGCAGAAAAACAAGAUCUUGCUCUGGCCGAGCUCUCCUUGGAGCCUCCGAAGACAGACAAACCACACCAACUAUCAGAAUUACCAAAUGCUGGGUCAGAAUUCGCUAGCAGUUUAGGUAGACAAAGUGGAUCCAUAAGUACAAAGCAAGUGACAUCUCCCAUAACUGAAACAGGGGAUUCUGUUCUAGAAAAUGGCCUAGCUGAGUUUAGGAACAGAGAAGGAAAAGAAGAAAACAGGGAACUUCAUGCAUCUACUACAGUGUCUGCAAUUUCAGAGGUUUCAUCAUGCCUUAGGGAGGAACCUCAGAAUGAAGAAAUUAAACCUUUGUCUCCAGAGGUAGUUAGCCCAGGGUCAAAAGAGGCAUCUACCUUGCUAGUCAAAGGAGACAGCCCAGAAGAACUUCAGCUAUAUACUUUUUCUUCAAAAGGAUUAUCAGAUGAGUUGAACUAUCCAGCCGACUUUAAAAAAGGGGAAAGACAAGAAAUAGGCCCACUACCACCAGCAAGAAAUUUGAAGGCACAAGUCAUGGGAGAUAUUGUGACUAAACUGAAUGAAGAAAUAGACCAACCAAACUCAUCCCAUGUACUCCAGAGUAUAAUAGAACCAUCAAAGAUCACUUCUUCUGACCUUGUAGAACAGAUGAAGCCUAAAUAUGCACUUCAUUCAGAUCAAGCUGUGAAAAUACCUGAUGUAAGCACUUCUUUUGCAGAGAAACAAGAUCUGGGUAUUAAACAAUUUUCAUUUAUGAAAGAGAAUUUGCCUUUGGAGCAAUCAAAAUCAUUUUUGACCACUGAACCUGCAGACGAUAAAGAAACAAAAAUGAGAGAGCCCCUUAUUUCUUCAAAGGAUGAAAAUUGGAUGCUGAAAAAGCCAGAAAAUUUGGCCAGUCAACAUGAAGAAAGAAUACUAGGAUAUGUGCAGCUGGAUUCCUCUGGCAGCAAUGAUCUGCUGCCAGGGCAGCUCAAGGCUCUGUCAGGUAGGGACCAUACAUAUAAAAUCAGAAAGGAGGUCCCGCCACGUUCUGUUGAAGAAUCCCAUUUGUCCUUACAAGAACCAGGAUCUACUCUAGAUACCUCCAGUGGUAAUGCAGAGAUCUUAUCAACUGAAACUCACUCUUCUGAAGAAAUAAAGCUGGCCCAAGAACCGAAGUCUUUAGUUCCAGCUGAUGUAGAGAGAAACAUAGCAGAGGGGAAGCAGAUCCAUUCCUUCAUGGAAGGUGAAAGCUUGAUAUUGGAGAAAGCAAACAUAGAAUUUUCUAGGCCUUGCAAAGAAGAUAGCCAGGAAGAAAUCAAACUACCUCCUGAAAGGAUCCUCCAGAAACCAGUAUCUGGCUCGUCAGUGGAACAGGUGAAGUCAGAAACUAUCCCAUCUCCUGUCAAAGCAGCCCCUUUCCUGGAAGAAGGUGUGGAACCUGAACUGGACAAUGAAAAAGAAGCACAUAGGAGCACACCUCCUUUACCUGGAGAGAAGCCAUUAGAAGAAUCAAAAAUGGUUCCACCAAAGGUUGUAGAUGAUGCUAAUGAGGGAGGGAAACCAGCACCUGAAGUGAAAAUACCCACACGAAAAGAAUCCCUCUCCUCAGUCCAAGCAAAUGAAGAACCUCAGCCCCCAGAGGCACAAGAGCUGCCUGAGCAGCCAAAGGUGGUUGAGCCAGGCCUUUCUGUGGGAAAGAAAGGAAUUUCAGCUUUCAAAUCAUGGAUGUCUAGUUUGUUUUUUGGAUCAAGUGCUUCAGAUAACAAAGUUGCUGAAAAAGAUUUAGAAACUCAGACAAGUCUACCGGUAGAAAAAGCAGUGACUGUAAUAGAGCCUAAAGGUACAAUACCCGCUGCUUUUAAUGCAACUGAGAAACCAGCUGAUCAUUCAUUACCAGGGGUAAAACUUCAAACUGCUGAUGAAUCCAAAGGUACUUUCGUUAAAUCUGGUGAAAGCCAAGACUUUAAAGAAAAACCCAAAUUUUUAUCAAAUGUAGAAAUUUUACAACAGCCAAAAUUCGGCUCUGAGAUGUCUAGUGAAGAUUAUGGGAAGAAAGAAAUCUCAAACUAUUCAGAGGAAAUGGACACAAACUCAGUAGUUACUUCUGCUGAUGGUGAGGAACAUCUUGGAAUUCAACCUUAUUCUCCCAUGGGUGAGAAAUUAGUUAAAGAAGAGGCCAAAAAUGUUGUUCCUGUUCAUGUUACUGAUAGUAAAAGAGUCCAGAAGCCAGCAAUCUCUCAUCCAUCUACUUGGAAUAUUUCUAUUCUUAAGAAAGAGUCAAGAAGUGAUCAAAAAGAAAAAUCACUCUUUUCAUUUGAUGCAGUAGAUAAGGUGCCACAACAGCCAACAUCAGCCUCAUCCGACUUCACAAGUAAAAAUAUCACAAAGGAAUCAGAGAAGCCAGAAGCAAUGAUAUUGCCAGUACACGAAUCAAAAGGCAGUUUAAUUGAUCUUGGUGAAGACAGACUAAAGAAAGAAAUGCCAAAACCUACUUCCUUAAAAAUUUCUGAAGAGGAAAUAAAACUCUGGUCUGUUAGCCCAACUGAAGAGAAAGAUAACUUGGAAAACAGAUCAUAUACCUUGGCAGAAAAGAAGGUGCUGGCAGAAAAACAAGAAACUGUGGCCUCGUUAGAGUUUAGAGAUAAUAAUGAAAUAGGGAAGGCACAAAUUACACACGGAUCUAGACCUGUUAAACUGGAAGACUCAAAAGCAGCUGCUGUGCUGCAGCAAGUCUAUCAACAUGAAGACCACAAUGAAAAACCCAAAACUAUUUCUGGUUCUGAGGAGGAGAAAGGAAAAGAAAAAGAAGAGCAGGCACAAGUGUUUUUAGAAGGAAAGAAGCGGCAGGAAAGUCAGCCUUAUUCUGUGAAUGUGCCCAGGUCUAUGCCUGAAGAAUCUGUCUCUUUAGAUCAUUCUUUGGGUGAAAUGCAACUAUUUUCACUAGUUAAAACUACAUCCAUUAUUGAAAAAUCAGAAGGCAUGCUCUCAGAGGCUCACCCAGAAAUCAGGGAAACAAAGGCAGUAGGAAUCGAGCCACAUUCAUUAGAAGAAAGUAAAGUUUUGCUGGAGAAAACCAAGACUUUCCUUCCAGUGGAUCUUCCUUACCGUGAUGCAAUAGAUAACAAUUCUUUAGCUCAGGAAGGAAAUCUGGUAUUAGGAAAGGCAGGCAGGGAUGUGGUGGGUCACGAUGAAGGAAAGGGACAGUUCACAGUGUCAGAACCAUCUAAAGGUGGUUCAACAGAUAUUACAAAAGAAAGUACGAAGCAAGGAUCUCUAUCUAAAGAAUCUGAAAGGACUUUAGAUCGUCCUUUUAAUGAAACGAAGAGCUUAGACACACCACCAUAUUUGCUGUCAUCUGUAAAACCUCACAUUCUUGCUUCAGGGUCUUCUCCAGAAAUUGAUACAGUGAAGGAACAAGAAAUGCCAUGGUCAGAAUUGACUGCAGACAGGCAUACAGUCCACACUAUCCAAACAUCUAAAGAUCACACAUCUGAUAUGCCUAAGCAAUCUGUUCCUGUUUCAAAGCACCACUUGGAGGCUGUGGAAGAUGCCCAUGUAAACGAACCAUUCUCUUCAGCACAAAGCAACUAUGCUCAAUUUAUAACUAAUGCAUCAACAAUCAAUGCUGAUAAAAUGAUUUCUGCUAAAGAAAUGUCUGAGGAGCCUGAGGAUACAUAUGCAAAAGAUGAAGAAUUCACAGUGACUAGUAAGCCAGCUGGACUUUCAGAAGAUCAGAAGAGUGCCUUCAGUAUCAUUUCCGAAGGCUGUGAGAUAUUGAAUAUUCACGCUCCUGCCUUUAUUUCUUCAGUUGAUCAGGAAGAAUGUGAACAAAUGCAAGAUAAGUUAGAAUAUUUGGAAGAAAAGGCCUCAUUUAAAUCCAUACAACUCCAUGAUGAUAGCAAGGCAGUUGCUUGCUGUGAAACAUUAAAGAGCAAGUUAGAAGAUUCUGAUGAAAAAGUUACAUCAUUGAAAGAAAAUGAACAAAAGGAAACGUAUAAAACAGAAGAGGAGAUAGCCACAGAUUCAGAAACUAGUGAUUUAGCUUUUAUGCAGCCCACAAUUCCCAGCGAAGAGGAUUAUUUUGAAAAAUAUACUUUGGUUGAUUAUAACAUCUCCCCAGACCCAGAAAAACAGAAAGCUCCUCAGAAGUUAAACGCUGAAGAGAAACUCUCAAAGGAAGUUACUGAAGAAACUAUCUCUUUCCCAGAAAGUUCAGAGGAAAGUGCCCUAGAACAUGAAUAUGACUUGGUGAAAUUAGAUGAAAGUUUUUAUGGAUCAGAAAAGGACCACAGCCAAUUAUGUCAUCCAGAGAUCUCAAAGUCUUCAGUUAUCCAAAAAUCAGCUGACAUGAAUGCUUCAAAGGGCGUAAAUAGAGAUGUGGACUCAAAGUCACCUGGGAUGCCUUUAUUUGAUGAAGAGGACGGAGUUUUGUCAAGAACCCAAAUAUUUCCUACCACUGCCAAUGCUGUUAAUCCAGAACUUCUGGAGGAGCCACCUGCACUUGCAUAUUUAUAUAAGGAUCUGUAUGAAGAAGCAGUUGGAGAGAAAAAGGAAGGGGAGACAGCUUCUGAAGGUGACAGUGUGAAUUCUGAGGCAUCAUUUCCAAGCAGAAAUUCUGACACCGAUGAUGGAACAGGAGUAUAUUUUGAGAAGUACAUACUCAGAGAUGACAUUCUCCAUGACACAUCUGUAACUCAGAAGGACCAAGGCCAAGGUCUAGAAGAAAAACCAGUUGGUAAGGAUGAUUCAUACCAACUGAUAGUUGCAGAAGGAGAAAUUUGGGGUAGGUUUGGAACUAUUUUUGGGGAGAAGUGUCUGGAAGAAGAGGAGGAAGCUGUUUACAGGGAAGGAGAAUCAGCAGGCCAUGUGGAGACCUUUGAUAAUGCAGCGAUGCAGAGGAAAGCACCCAUCACUGAGGAAGUCACAGUGGUUACCCAGAAGAUAAGCUAUGCAGUUCCAUUUACAGACACCCAUCACGUCCUGGAGAGUGUAGAUGAAAUGAGCAGUCAGGGUGAUGAAGCAGCAAAUGCAAGUCCAGAGGUCAAUCUGAAUGUCCCAGUGCAAGUGUCUUUCCCAGAGGAAGACUUUGCAUCUGGUGCAACUUACAUGCAAGAAGCACCACAAGAAGAACCUAAACUGCUGGUCCCACAUGAGCCAAGUGAAGAGAGGCUCCGCAAUAGCCCUGUUCAAGAUGAGUAUGAAUUUGCUGAAUCCCUGAAUUAUGAAGUGGUUAGUCAAGACAUUUUAUCAGAAGAACUGUAUUCAGAAUCGACGCCUGAAGAUGUAUUAUCUCAAGGAAAGGAAUCCUUGGAACACAUCAGUAAAAAUGAAUUUGUGAGUGAGGUGGAACAAAAUAUGUCUGCUGAACAGAAAGAGUUGGGCAGAGAGAGGACAGAACAAGACCAAUUAUCAUCAGAGAUAGUAACUGAAAAGGCACAAAAGGAACUGAAAAAGCCCCAGAUUGACACAUAUUGCUAUACCUGCAAAAGCCCAAUUUCUGCUAUUGACAAGGUGUUUGACACUCACAAAGAUCAUGAGGUUUCAACACUCGACACUGCUAUAAGUGCUGUAAAGGUUCAAUUAGCAGAAUUUCUAGAAAAUUUACAAGAAAAGUCCUUGAGGAUUGAGGCCUUUGUUAGUGAGAUAGAAUCCUUUUUUAAUACCAUUGAGGAAAACUGUAGCAAAAAAGAGAAAAGUCUAGAAGAACAGAAUGAGGAAAUGAUGAAGAAGCUUCUGGCACAGUAUGAUGAGAAAGCCCAGAGCUUUGAGGAAGUGAAGAAAAAGAAGAUGGAGUUCCUGCAUGACCAGAUGGUCCACUUUCUGCAGAGCAUGGACACUGCCAAGGACACUCUGGAGACCAUCGUGAGGGAAGCAGAGGAGCUUGACGAGACCGUUUUCCUGACAUCAUUCGAGGAAAUCAAUGAAAGGUUGCUUUCUGCAAUGGAGAGCACUGCUUCUUUAGAGAAAAUGCCUGCUGCUUUUUCACUUUUUGAACAUUAUGAUGACAGCUCGGCAAGAAGUGACCAGAUGUUAAAACAAGUGGCUGUUCCACAGCCUCCUAGAUUAGAACCUCAGGAACCGAAUUCUGCCACUAGCACAACAAUUGCAGUUUACUGGAGCAUGAACAAGGAAGAUGUCAUUGAGUCAUUCCAGGUUUACUGCAUGGAGGAGCCACAAGAUGACCAAGAAGUAAAUGAGCUGGUAGAAGAAUACAGAUUGACAGUGAAAGAAAGUUGCUGCAUUUUUGAAGAUUUGGAACCUGACCGACGCUAUCAAGUAUGGGUGAUGGCUGUGAACUUCACUGGAUGUAGCCUGCCCAGUGAAAGAGCAAUUUUUAGAACAGCACCCUCCACUCCUGUGAUCCAUGCUGAGGACUGUACUGUGUGUUGGAACACGGCCACCAUCCGUUGGCGGCCUGCCAACCCAGAGGCCACAGAGACCUACACUCUGGAGUACUGCAGACAGCACUCUCCUGAGGGUGAGGGCCUCAG